AUGUGAAUGCUAGAUCUUAUAAAACUCUGGAUUAAAGAAAAAACAAGCCCUCAAAAGAAGUCUAUCAGAACUGAGAUGAAGCAUCAAAAGUCUCUACAGUAUCACGUGGUAUAUAAAUAAAGAGAAAAAGAAAAUGGUCUUUCCAAAUUUGAUAUCCUGAUUUAUUAACAAAAAUAACAAGAGACUUAACAAGAGUAGAAAGAGCAAGCAAACCUUCUGUAGUAGUUUUGGAAAAUAGCCAUGUAAAAGCACAAGAUGAACAAAAGUCUUACCAAAAGUCACUUAAAUCAAAAAUUUCCUUCAAUAAUAUUUCACUUGCCGGAGUUUUCCAGAAAAGCACAUUUUUCAGAGAAAAUUAAGGAAAAACAUAAGAGAUCAGAUGGCCUUAGGUUAAGUGAAAGGAAGAGUUCACAACCUGUUAUGAAGAUACCUAAGAGAUCUGAAAAAGAAGAGUGUAUAACACUUCGAAAAGUUCCUGAAACUACUGUCUACCUGAAGAAUUUUGUUACUCUCAACAAGAAAAUAGCAGAGCAAAUGAAAAAGCCAAAGAAACUAAGUUCUGAGAACUUGAGAGAUAAAUUAUGGAAUCCUGAUAUAGUACAGAACAUAUCUCAGAAAUAUAUCAAUGACAAAUCCCGGGAUAAAUUUUAUAAAACCCUCACCACUCAGAGUUCCCAUCUAAGAAAGGAUAUAUGCACUAGCACCAAAAAGCAUCUGUUAGCCCUGGAAAAGAAGAGACUUAAGAAGAUAAUGAAUAUUCCUAUUAGCUUCUGCUAGAGAUAUGCUACUGUUGUAAGAGAGUCUUCUCUGACUAAAGAGUGAGAUUUUAGAGAUUUAGGUUGAUACUAUAUCACUUCCAAAAUCUCUUCUUUCCGCUCGAUUCUGUUUUAAUAGAUUUUUCAACUUG
Molecule: messenger RNA, 907 nt
Organism: Moneuplotes crassus
Lineage: Eukaryota; Ciliophora; Spirotrichea; Euplotida; Euplotidae
Source: the annotation of a GenBank genome assembly